ACCAAGCGAAAGGAAAUGAAAUCAAAAUGCUCGGGAAUCUGGAAUCUAAAAUCCCAGGAUUUCAAAUUCCUCCUCUUCUUUUUUUCCACUCCGCUAAACUAAAAUGUCGUCUUCUUGUCUGUAAAACCAAAAUUUACACAAAACCCGAUAUUUCCGGAAACUCUCUCACGCAGCUUCCGAUUUUUCGGCCGAUACAAAACAAAAAAUGGCCGAUUAUCUUCCUCUACCGGACUCCGAAACCGCCGAUACACGCCCCGCACGUGUCGCCUCCCUCGACGUCUUUCGCGGCCUCUGCGUCUUCCUGAUGAUGGUAGUUGAUUAUGGAGGCUUUAUGUUUCCAAUAAUUACUCAUUCUCCAUGGAAUGGUCUUCAAUUGGCUGAUUUUGUAAUGCCUUUCUUUCUAUUUGUUGCUGGGGUUUCUCUUGCACUUGUUUACAAGAAAGUAACAAACAGAGUGGAGGCUACAUGGAAGGCAGUGUUUAGGGCAGCAAAACUUUUUCUUCUAGGUGUUUUUUUGCAAGGUGGUUAUCUGCAUGGAGUAACUUCCUUGACGUAUGGUGUUGACAUUGAAAAAAUAAGGUGGAUGGGCAUUUUGCAGAGGAUAUCUAUUGGAUACGUUGUUGCGGCUUUAUGUGAGAUAUGGCUUCCAUAUAGGACAUGGAGGGAAGUAGGAUUUUUCAAAGGUUACUACUGGCAUUGGUGUGUUGCAUUUUCACUGUCAGCAAUAUACUUGUGGUUAUCAUAUGCUUUAUACGUACCAGAUUGGCAGUUCAUGGUACCAGCCUCAGCCUCUUCAUUGCCUUCAUCAAAUGAUAGUUAUGUUUACACGGUGAAAUGUGGUGUAAGAGGUGAUCUUGGACCUGGCUGCAAUUCUGCUGGAAUGAUUGACCGUUACAUUCUGGGAUUUGAUCAUAUGUAUAUGAAACCUGGUUACAGAAACCUGAAGGAGUGCAAUAUAUCUGCCAAUGGCCAAGUUUCAGAGAGCUCACCUCCCUGGUGUCAUGCUCCUUUUGAUCCGGAAGGUAUCUUAAGCUCCUUAACAGCAGCUGUGACUUGCAUUAUUGGACUUCAAUAUGGACACAUUCUUGCUCACUUACAGGAUCACAAAGGGCGCCUAAACAACUGGUCCCUAUUUUCAAUUUCAUCGGUUGUCCUCGGACUGUUCCUUGCCAUCAUAGGCAUCCCUAUAAAUAAAUCUCUGUAUACAGUCAGUUAUAUGCUGAUUACUUCUGCAUCAGCGGGGAUCACAUUUUGUGCAUUUUAUUUGUUGGUAGAUGUUUAUGGUUACAGAUGCCUGACAUCUAUGUUGGAAUGGAUGGGAUUGCAUUCUUUGAGCAUUUUUGUUCUAAUAACUUCUAACUUGGCUAUCAUUGCAAUUCAAGGAUUCUACUUGACUGUUCCUGAAAAUAACAUUGUUCACUGGAUCAUAACACGUUUUGUGCAUGCAUGACAUGGUUAUCCAGUUCCUGCGUAUUGUUUGGAUAUUUAGCAUGGAGGGUGGAAAGAAGAGAGUUCUCAUUAACCAGCCCUUGUUGUAGACAGCUUAGAUUCUCACAAUUGAGGUUAGCUUCUUCUGAUUCUUCUAUCAAUCCUGCAGUCACUGAAGUCAUCAGAGAACUACCACGUUGUAUAGUUAACUCUUCAAAUGUACAAGACAUUUUUGGAGUCUUGGUUUAUAGUGCAUCAGUAAACUUCUGAAUGUACAUUUGAUUAUGAGACAUCUGCUGGAUUGUUAAUAGAAAUAGAAUCUGAUGUAUUACA
Quercus robur (English oak) is the source of this 1761-nucleotide messenger RNA. RefSeq lists its product as uncharacterized. The record is from RefSeq and is a predicted model, not a curated record. The transcript has 14 exons. Lineage: Eukaryota; Viridiplantae; Streptophyta; Magnoliopsida; Fagales; Fagaceae. The coding region runs from base 206 to 1450 and encodes 414 amino acids.